Messenger RNA from Electrophorus electricus (electric eel), 1850 nucleotides. It is a transcript of the gene osr1, whose product is annotated as odd-skipped related transcription factor 1. Gene Ontology annotation, biological process: regulation of transcription by RNA polymerase II; embryo development; urogenital system development. Gene Ontology annotation, cellular component: nucleus. Gene Ontology annotation, molecular function: RNA polymerase II transcription regulatory region sequence-specific DNA binding; DNA-binding transcription factor activity, RNA polymerase II-specific. The record is from RefSeq and is a predicted model, not a curated record. Lineage: Eukaryota; Metazoa; Chordata; Actinopteri; Gymnotiformes; Gymnotidae.
AGGAGAAAGAGAGCUCUAUCCCAAGUAAUCAAAUACGCCCCGCGUACAACCGCUGGACCACAUUUGUGUGAACUACGGGAGUUAGUGUGCGUGCGACGCAAACAUGCUGAAGGCGGCAAUCUGUCCCGUGCAGAACUUCCUCUGAAGUGCCUGAAACUUUUCGAUAACUCGGUGCGGCGUCUCUCGAUGCUUUUGCGCCAACUUCAGUGGGAAGACUAAAACUAAAUUCCUUGGAUCGGCCGGCUGCAUCAAGAACUGGACGUUGCACAGUUGCUGCUGGUCUCCCCCUGUGUGCCUCCGUGUAGCAGCCAUGGGUAGCAAAACCCUCCCGGCCCCUGUCCCUCUCCACCCGUCUCUCCAGCUGGCUAAUUACUCGCUCCUGCAGAGCUCCAGCGGCUUCCAGCUGCCUGCCGACCACAUGCCGAGCGUCUACAGCUUCAGUGCCCUGCACGCCGUGCACCUACACCACUGGACGCUGGGCUACCCACCCUUCGCCCUGCCGCGGUGCACCUUCUCCAAGCUGCCGGGCCUGGUGGAUGCCCGCAUCCCGUUGCCCUCCAUCCCGCUCUUGCCACACCUCAUGCAGCCCGGGAAGCCGGAGGCGUCUGGCGUGGCGGCUUCGGCGGCGGCCGCCGGCGGGGGCGCCAAGAACAAGCCACGCUUCGACUUCGCCAACCUGGCGGCGGCCGCCACGCAGGAGGAGGAGCCGCUCAAGGCUGAAGACCUGAGCGCCAGCACCGGACACGGCCGCCCACCCUCGCUGGGCUGCCUGCUGGACGCUGCCAAGCUCUCGUCGCCCGAACGCAAGCCCAACCGCGGCCGCCUGCCCUCCAAGACCAAGAAGGAGUUCGUGUGCAAGUUCUGCGGACGCCACUUCACCAAGUCGUACAACCUGCUGAUCCACGAGCGCACGCACACGGACGAGAGGCCCUACACCUGUGAUAUCUGCCACAAGGCCUUCCGGAGGCAGGACCAUCUGAGAGACCACCGGUAUAUCCACUCCAAAGAGAAGCCUUUUAAAUGCCAGGAGUGCGGAAAAGGCUUCUGUCAGUCCCGAACUCUUGCUGUCCACAAAACAUUACACAUGCAGGUCAAAGAGCUGAAGCCUGCCAAGAUAAAGUGAGGUCACCGUUACGGCCAACGGGGACACUGGAAAGCCAAUAACCUGAGGGCAGUAGCCAAUAACAGUGCCAGACCAAAAGAGACUACUUCCACAUGACGAGAGAGGAAACGGAGUGAGGCUUGAACCGGCAUGAAACCGAAAUGUGGAUUUAUGCAAGAGCUCGCCAAGACUUCGAGCUCGUCCACCUGCUAAGCAGCCACUCUGAACAAUUGGACCAGCCAGGAUCUAAGUGGCAUAGGACUCCAUAGCUGCAGAACCCUGGAGUAACAUACCCGAGCGUGUUUUAAGCCCGCCGGAGGCCGGCGAGCCAGGGUUUGACGAGUUGUCUCGUAUGGCUCACAUCCAGAGGACAGAGUCAAAUGAUAAUGUAUAAAAUGUGAUCUCAGCUAUUCCUGUCACCAGUUUUAGAUGCUGGCGGAUCAUUCAGCUUUUCGAUUAUUGAUUGUUGGAGAACGUUCGCUGUUGGCUGGAGAAAACCAAAUGCUGAAUCCCACAGAGCCUCCAUGACUUUCAAAAACCGAGAUUGUGAAGAACCGAAGCAACGCAGCCAACCGUCAGCCCCACUAUCCAAAGACACAUUCCAACCUUUUUUUUUCCUUUUUUUUGUACAGAUUUCCUUUUGUAUAACUGUUAUUUUGGCACUUUAAUCAGUUUAUUGAUUAUUUACAUAUAUCACUGGAUUCCUUAAACUUAUUUUAAAAAUAAAUAGCCAUUUUGUUAACAAAAA